GCAGGGCGGGAACUGCCGCCAGUCAGUUUCAGUUCCAGCCGUUUCCUCUCUCUCCGAAACAAUUUGUAGCAAUCUGCUCAUCAGCGCCCGAAGUAAGAACCAAGUGUUUUCUAGUCACUCUUAAACGGGCUAGACGAAGGUACUGCGAAAACUUUACUGUCUUUUCUCCCGCGUUCCGCCUGACUUUGAUUGUUGCACUUGAGUUGCUCGGAAGCACUAGAAGCCACGCCACAACGCCCUCACUAUACUUCCUUUGUCCACUGUGAGUUAUGUACAUCUCAGAAUGUUUGUGACUGCUUUCAUGGUCCGAUAUGGAGGAAAAGGAGGAAGACCAUUCUGCACAAGUUAUGGAACAAGAUGACGAUGCGCUGGGGGAUUCUGUGGAUGCAAAGCCAGACAGAUCAUCAAGAUUCGCAUUUUUGAACAAGAAAAAAUCAAAAGAUGAACAACGGCAGGAUCCUGAAAUAACUGAUCAUCGCACACGGAUUGUUGCACCCACACAUCUGUACGACAUGAACUACAAAACACUAGGAAAAUGCAUUAUUAUUAAUAAUAAGAAUUUUGAUGAUGUAACAGAAAUGAAUGUGCGUAACGGCACCGACAUUGAUGCUGGAAAUCUAUUCAAGUGUUUUUGCUCUUUGGGUUUCCAAGUUAUUGUUUUAAACGACCAGACUUGUUCUCAGAUGAAAACAGUACUGCAGGACGUUUCUCAGGAAAACCACAGCAACAAUGCAUGUUUUGCCUGUAUCCUUUUGAGCCAUGGCGAUGAAGGCAAGAUCUAUGGCACCGAUGGACCAAUGCCCAUCAAGACCCUCACUUCUCUCUUUCGAGGUGAUGUGUGCAAGACCCUUGUAGGGAAACCAAAACUCUUCUUCAUUCAGGCUUGUAGAGGUUCAGAAUUUGAUGAGGGAGUACAAACGGACUCAGGUUCCGCUGGCGAAGUAGAAACGGAUGCAAAUCCUCGAUACAAAAUCCCAGUGGAGGCUGACUUCUUGUAUGCAUAUUCUACUGUACCAGGAUACUACUCAUGGAGGAAUCCAGGCAAGGGCUCUUGGUUUGCACAGGCCCUGUGCAAUGCUUUCAAAGAAUAUGGGAAGGAUUUUGAGAUCAUGCAAAUUUUAACCAGGGUCAACUACAUGGUGGCCAUGCACUUUGAGUCUUGGUCUGAAGACCCGCGGUUCAGUGAGAAGAAGCAGAUCCCCUGCAUUGUUUCCAUGCUAACAAAAGAACUCUAUUUUAAGCAAAAAUGAAACUCUAUCUUUCCAUUAGUAUUUCAGGGAAACGUUGAAUUGUAAAAUUUAAGUUGCUUUUUAGGUCUUUCUUUCAAGUGAAAAUUUAAAACUGAGCUGAAGGAAACUAAGAUUCAGGGAAAACACUUGCUAUCUCUGUGAAUUUAUCGGUUAUUUUUUUCUCUCUCUCUCUCUCACCUGGACCUCAUACAUUGGGACAUAAACUAAUAAUGUCUCUUCUCUGACGUUGUCUGAAUCACUUCACAAUGCAGUUUAUAAAUGGCCACUUGAUACAGCUGGAGUACAAACUGA
This is a messenger RNA of Hypanus sabinus (Atlantic stingray), 1541 nucleotides long. RefSeq names its product caspase 7, apoptosis-related cysteine peptidase (gene casp7). Gene Ontology annotation, biological process: proteolysis; intracellular signal transduction; apoptotic process. The transcript has 7 exons. The record is from RefSeq and is a predicted model, not a curated record. Gene Ontology annotation, cellular component: cytoplasm. Bases 312 to 1250 code for a protein of 312 amino acids. Lineage: Eukaryota; Metazoa; Chordata; Chondrichthyes; Myliobatiformes; Dasyatidae.